This is a messenger RNA of Talaromyces stipitatus ATCC 10500, 729 nucleotides long. RefSeq names its product Mn superoxide dismutase MnSOD. The transcript is spliced from 3 exons. The record is from RefSeq and is a predicted model, not a curated record. Gene Ontology annotation, cellular component: mitochondrion. NCBI's taxonomy places the organism in Eukaryota, Fungi, Ascomycota, Eurotiomycetes, Eurotiales, Trichocomaceae. Gene Ontology annotation, biological process: superoxide metabolic process. Gene Ontology annotation, molecular function: metal ion binding; superoxide dismutase activity. Bases 42 to 692 code for a protein of 216 amino acids.
AUCGUACAUCAUACAGAAAGCAGACAGCUAACACAGUCAAGAUGUAUACACUCCCCCCUUUACCUUAUCCCUACGAUGCCCUAGAACCGGUUAUAUCAGCAGAAAUCAUGACCCUCCACCACCAGAAACAUCACCAAACAUACAUCAACAACCUCAACGCAGCCCUUUCCGCACAACAAGCCGCCAGUACCUCCAACGACAUCCCCGCACUACUCGCCCUUCAACAAAAGAUCAAAUUCAACGGUGGCGGCCACAUCAAUCACUCCCUAUUCUGGCGCAAUCUUGCACCUGCACCUUCAGCAGAAACCAACAUCGAUACUGUUGCGCCUAACGUGAAAGCCGCGGUUGAAGCUAAAUGGGGUAGUCUAGCCCAAUUCAUUGAGGACUUUAAGCAGACCCUUCUUGGGAUUCAGGGGAGUGGAUGGGGAUGGCUUGUCGUCAGACAGGGACUACCGGAGAAGAAGAUUAGGAGCUUGGAGAUUGUAACGACUAAAGAUCAGGACUCGGUCGUUACUCCGGAUAGUAGUGUUGUGCCGCUUUUUGGGGUGGAUAUGUGGGAGCAUGCGUAUUAUUUGCAGUAUCUCAAUAACAAGGCCGGAUAUGUGACUGAGAUCUGGAAGAUUAUAAACUGGAAGGUAGUCGAGGAGAGAUUCUUGCAGGGUAUUCAGGGAGAAGUCUCAUUCAAGCUAUAACUUCCUAAAUAAGAUACAUUGAGUAAGACUCGGUUGG